Molecule: messenger RNA, 1026 nt
Organism: Ectocarpus sp. CCAP 1310/34
Lineage: Eukaryota; Phaeophyceae; Ectocarpales; Ectocarpaceae
Source: the annotation of a GenBank genome assembly
CCCUGUGCCAAGAUCCCGAUAUGUGCGAUCCUAACAUUGAAAACCACAGGGGAUAGCAGCACUUCGCGUGUAUGGUAUUGCUGCAGCACGAUCACAACACAACCAACAGACAAGCUAGUAGCUGCACACACAAACGAGUCUCGGGGAGUUGCCACCACAACAGUCCCGUGGCGGAGAAAUACCGGCGGAAAAUCGGGAAAAUGCCCGGGACGGAGCUGCGGGCUCGACCACACGCAACGCGCAGCCACGAUUUCGGAGGGUGCAAGCGCGGGACCUGCCGACGCCUCACAGGCCUCACAGGCCUCACAGGCUAGUGCUGGCGGUCCUUCCUCUGUGGAUCAGGGAGCUGCCGCUGCGGACCCGAAGGCAAUCGGCGAGGCUAUCGAUGAGAUGCUAGCCGCCAACGACCCCGUCAAAAACAGCAACGGCAAACGCGCGUACCCGGAGCCCAACUUCCCGAUCGAGCGGUCAGGAGCAGUGGGAGGGGAAGGGAGCUACCCCAUCCGGUUCAAGCUGAACGCGGCGGCCUACGCACGGGAGAUCUGCCCGUGCGACGGUCAACCGGUGGGAAACAACGGCGCGGCGAAAGUUCUCCAGGCUAGUGCUGGCGGUCCUUCCUCUGCGGAUCAGGGAGCUGCCGCUGCGGACCCGAAGGCAACCGGCGAGGCUAUCGAUGAGAUGCUAGCCGCCAACGACCCCGUCAAAAACAGCAACGGCAAACGCGCGUACCCGGAGCCCAACUUCCCGAUCGAGCGGUCAGGAGCAGUGGGAGGGGAAGGGAGCUACCCCAUCCGGUUCAAGCUGAACGCGGCGGCCUACGNUCGGGAAAAUGCCCGGGACGGAGCUGCGGGCUCGACCACACGCAACGCGCAGCCACGAUUUCGGAGGGUGCAAGCGCGGGACCUGCCGACGCCUCACAGGCCUCACAGGCCUCACAGGCUAGUGCUGGCGGUCCUUCCUCUGUGGAUCAGGGAGCUGCCGCUGCGGACCCGAAGGCAAUCGGCGAGGCUAUCGAUGAGAUGCUAG